CCGCGUUCAAGGCUGCUGGAACCCUUCACCAUUGAUGGCCAUGGCCGGAAACGCUCGUGCGACGGGGUCCCCCGACUCUCUGUUUGCAGAAGGCUACGCAUACUCUGUCCGUUCCUGGGGCGGCCGCAUCCAUGAACAGACGAAAGAAUGCAGGAGCCUGAGUCAUCUAGGUAUCCUGAUGCCCCUCUACUUGUCCCCCAUCGCCUAUCAGGGCACGAUGAGAAGCCUCUGUCUCUACUGCAUCCUCAUGCCGCUCUUCUUGUGGGCCUUCCACUCGCUCCCGAUGCCCGUGGUCGCUUUACUGCAUAUCAUCAACCUACCACUCUUCGGCAUUAUGAGCACCGAACAAAUGGCCUGGGAAUACCUUUCAACAGAGGGAGUAACUGUGGUCCUGCUGGCGAUGCUGGUUAUAUCUGUCGAUUCCGGUACUACCUUCAUUCCGCGCGUAGCCUACUCCGUAGUUUCCAGGUUCGGCAUGCGUCGACGGAAUCUGUUCAUCACUGUCUGCGCCGCAGCUUUAACCUGUACAAUGCUUUGCGCUCAGACGGUCGUUGCGGUCCCUCUCCUGUUGGUGGUGGAUCGGGUCUUGUGCGUGCUCUACCACGAGAACUUGGACAACAUCGUGCAGAUUGCCGUAGUCAGCCAGAAGACGGGCAACUACACCGUGUCUGCCGCACGCUCUAUACAGAGCCCUAAUACGGACCCACUUCUGAACAAGCUUGCGCAGGUUGUCGGGGCCCUGAAAGACGAGAAGAACGACUCCAAGACGACGCCGAAGCACAACGAAACUAGCGAAGACGAAGUUCGACCUCCAGUAGUCACUAGUGUCAAAGACGGCGCCGAAACAGUGAUGGGACUCGACCAAGAAAAGGAGGCUAAGCGAGCAGCUCCUUGCGAGAAACCUCAAGGCGAACAUCGCACCGAGCAAACUCGCAAGGUCUUCCAGAUCCGCACACCGGACGACAAAACGCCUGAAGCAGUGUCACCCGAGAUGAAGAAAUCGGGGAACACCGUUAAAGUGGUGACAUUGGACGACACGGUCGCGAACUCUCCAUCAGACAUGGUGGCGGCAUCCCCUGGACCAGAACGCCUAAGCGCCACCCGUAUGCGGAAAGCUUCCAUCCUGAAGUUGCCUGGAUCGAGCAGUGUUAUCGCCCGCAAAAUGUCUUCCGGCGUUGACUUCAAGCAAGACAGCCUUACUGUCAGCCCAGCUGCUGAAUUGGCUGAUCGUCCUCCUGGGCGGCUGCUGUCCGAACGGCCUAGGUCGAGAAUGUCGUCGUGUAGCAACACGUCGGUCGGCGAUGAGAGUCUGAGUGAGUGGCUCCGUUCGCGAAAAUACGCCAGGCGAAUUUCUCUACGAUACCCCGCCACGGGACGUGAGAGCGUUGGUGAAGAUUCCACUCACGGGAGGACUUCCCGGCUGGCGUCUAGUGCAGGUACAUCUACCACACUACAAGCAGCGGCGGCAGCGGCUGCAUCUGCGAGGGACGACAUGACGAGACGCCGUGCGGAGCUUCACAGCGCCUUCUUGUGGGGUCCUUCUUUGAUGACAGUUCUUGGAAACAUCUGCAGUAUCUGGUUCUUUCCUGUAGGAGACGUCUUGGAAAAGAUACGCCAAGACCCCCGGAAACCUCGUCUUACUCCGGUAAGGCUGUGGUCGAUUACUGCGCCUGUGUCUCUGGUGGCUUCACUUUUCACUGGAAUCUACCUCUAUUUCCAUUUGAGGCUGUUCAAACAUGAACCUGCCGACUCCUCGACUGAGCACAUGAGCGUCAUGGAAGCCGCACGAAACAAACUCAAGAGUGCGGGGCCUGCAAACACCAUCGACCGCUUGGCCUGCGUUUACAUUGGCGUCUUCUGCGUCACCUUCUACCCGCUCGUGAUCAUGGGACAUGACGCCAUGGAGAUGCAACUUCGUAUUCUCUGCGGAAUGGUCCUGGCGUCUACCUUGCUUAACCACGUGGACCAGAACGUUGUACUCAGUCGAAACAACAUCGGUCUCAAAAUGCCGUGGGGAGUACUCUUCGUCAUUGGUGCUGUGCAGAUUAUAUCGCUCGUUGUCGAAAAAUACAGCUUGCUGGAAGAGAUGUUCCAGGGCAUACCGCCGAACUUCUGGCAAAACUAUUCACCGAUGUCUGUCCAGGUGAUGCUGGCAUGCAUCUCGGCAGGUUUGGCAGAGACAAUGGAUCGUAAUACAAUUAGCCGGAUCAUCAUACCAAUCGUCACGGAGAUUGCAGCUCGGAUGGAGGUGUACCCUCUCUACUACGCGAUACCCGUCGCGGUGGCGGCGUCCACUAACGUCAUCAUGCCAAUAUCUACACCUUUGGUUAUCCUGCACGAAAUUGGUCACGUACCAAUGUGGCAGAUGCUGCUUCACGGUAUCCUGUUGAAGGUUCUUCUGGUGGGGGCAGUUCUGCUGAGCAUGAAUACCACGGCCGAGAUGAUCUACUCGUGGGGCACUCAAAUGCAGCCAGACCAGUGAUGACAGCGUCCCUCCCUUAUAUAUACUCCCGUCGGCGCGUCAGCUCGAUCAAAUACGUUCACGCGAAAAACACAUUCAAUUUGUAUUCACUCUCGCUAUAGCUCUCCGGGAGUAACUAUAUAGGUAUAGCUUGAUGUUGUACAAUGAUUAAAGAUUUUUCAUACA
Ornithodoros turicata is the source of this 2647-nucleotide messenger RNA. RefSeq lists its product as uncharacterized. Gene Ontology annotation, biological process: citrate transport. Gene Ontology annotation, cellular component: membrane. The coding region runs from base 35 to 2482 and encodes 815 amino acids. The transcript is spliced from 16 exons. NCBI's taxonomy places the organism in Eukaryota, Metazoa, Arthropoda, Arachnida, Ixodida, Argasidae. Gene Ontology annotation, molecular function: citrate transmembrane transporter activity; succinate transmembrane transporter activity. The record is from RefSeq and is a predicted model, not a curated record.